Molecule: messenger RNA, 1874 nt
Organism: Coregonus sp. 'balchen'
Lineage: Eukaryota; Metazoa; Chordata; Actinopteri; Salmoniformes; Salmonidae
Source: the annotation of a GenBank genome assembly
GCGGCGCUAGCUGGUCACCGUAGUAACUACCUAGCUAUGACAUGCAGGCGAGGAAAUUGUAAUAGCGGCAUGGAUUCUCAUUUGAGUAGCAAUAGCACAACCGGUGGUGCUAAUCGUAAACAAAGUAUAAUCAACGCCCCAAACAGAUCCGGGACUGAGCCUUGUUAUGAUCGUAAAGUAGGGAAGGCUGAGUAUGGUCACCAAGCAUGCCAGGGCAACAUGACUGUAUCCUCACUGAAGACACGUCUAGCCCCGACCAUUCAAACCACGUUAUCCGCUGCUGUGGAUACCCUCUUGGGCGAAGUAGUACUUGUACUAAACGAGACCCAACAAGAGCUGGUUAACAAGGAGCAGGAGAACGAAAGACUCAAAGUGGAAUUGAGGACUUUACAGGAAUGCCUUAGCAGCGCCCAAAAGUUAAUCGACCAGUUGCAAAUUCCUUUCCCUGGUGCACAGACCAUGGGUCAGUCGGUUUUCGCCCCGUCUCUCACAUCUAUUGGCUCUAUGGACAGGGACCGCCAGAGCCACCGUAAUGUGAACGGUGCGGAUGGCCGGUGUGUUUCCGGGGUCGACCUAGAGAUGGGUGGCUCUCUCAGUGAGUCUCUGCAUGGUUAUGACUCCAGGGAUGACUAUAAAAUGUGUCAGCUCUCAAUCCAAUCAGAUGGCUCUGUGACCAACCAUUCUAUGGACUCCUAUGCUGCCAACGCACCUAACAUCUGCUCCGACCCCAGCCGGCCAGGUAAAUUAUUCCUAUUUGUCAUAAGGCAAUCCAAUGUGUAUAUGUAGAUAUAAAAAGAGAGAAUAUCAUUACAAAUUUGUUGUAGCUCCAUGCCAUUCAUUUAGAAUUAAUGGAAACAUGGAAUGUCUAUGUGCUUCUAACAUCCCUUUCUGUUGUUUUGUACUAAACAGAUGAGAGGCGGCAGCAGGGGACCCAAGCAGUAGGACCAAGGUUUGAGAUCAAAGAAGAGCAGGGGCCAGGUCCAAGUUCAGGUCCAGGGCAGGCCUGCAGUAGAGGCCCAGGGCUGAGGAGCGCCGGGGGUGCUGGUGGUGAGCAGACUGCCUCGAAUGUGGGUGAUCUGGGAUACAUCCAUGUUGUGGAGCAGGAGGGGUCAUUGCGCUCCAGCAGCUACUCUCUCCGCCACCCAAAACCCACGCGGCCACGUGCUGCUACCUUUGGUCCGGCUCAGGGGGGACUGGCAGGACAGAAAGCGGUGUUGAGGUCCCCUGGAGCAGUAGGAAGUGACAUGUCCCCAGGUAGGGCAGGAGAGACAGCAGGACCAUCCACCUCUCCAGGAGACCCAGACACAGAUCGCCCCCACCAUUGUCUGGAGUGCGGGAAGACCUUCCGCCUCAUUUCCAGCCUGAAGAAGCACAUCCGUAUCCACACAGGAGAGAAGCCCUACCCAUGUGGGGUGUGUGGCCGCCGCUUCCGUGAGUCGGGGGCCCUGAAAACCCACCUUCGCAUUCACACCGGCGAGAAGCCCUAUUCCUGCUCUGAUUGCCCUAAAAUCUUCCGCCACCUAGACGGCCUGCGCAAGCACCAGCGCACCCACACUGGUGACAAGCCCUAUGUGUGUGCCAUCUGUGGCAAGCGUCUGAGCCGACUGCAGCACCUGAAGCACCACCAGCGCAUCCACACCGGAGAGAAACCCUGCAGCUGCCCCUUCUGCAACCGCACUUUCAAGGAGCCGGCGGCAUUGCGCAAGCAUGUCCGCACUCACCGUGAAGAGUCUGUUCACAUGGAGGCAGGCAUGGGCGACGACCCGGACCCAGACGCCCUGAACAACAUCAACAGCCUCCACCCUGCUGCCCCCUCCCCUCAGAUGAGGUUUGAUGAGUGGGGAGCCGAAGGGGACGAUGUGGACUGUGUGUAG